Messenger RNA from Adineta ricciae, 2397 nucleotides. The record is from the annotation of a GenBank genome assembly. Lineage: Eukaryota; Metazoa; Rotifera; Eurotatoria; Adinetida; Adinetidae.
AUGCCUGAGCGUAGAGGAUCAGUUGAUAGUUUUGACGAAUUUUUCGGAGUUCCCAAAACGAAUGAUAGCCGAAAAAAAUCACCUGUCAAGCCAAAACAGAAUGAAUCCACCGUUUCCAAUAUGGUUAAAAGUCAACCAGUUGUCAAACGUCUUCAAACACCACCGACACCAGAAGAACAAAGGACACCGUCGCCACCACCACCAGUAAAACCAAAAGUAGAUAGUAAGAAAACAUUAGCGAAAACAAACGGUCAUAAAUCAUUAUCGCCAGUCAUGCCAAAACGACCUGAAUCAAGUAAAUCAAAAGUAUAUGAAUCAGAUUUCGAUGAUGACAAUAAUUAUGAGGAUGAAGAAGCUGCGGGUGAUAGCACUGACGAAAGAGGAAAACAUAGUUCACUACCACCACCUAAACAACGUACGUUUGAGGCUCCACGUCGCGGUAGUGACUCCGAAGUAAAGAAAUCCUAUGUCGUCACUACUCAAAAGAAGUCGAAAGCAAACAGCACUCCACGUAACAAUCAUCUACCAUAUAUUCGUCCACAACAACCUCGUCGACCACUUCAACACAAUCGUUCUCGUCACGACAACGCUUCAGCAUCAACUAAAAACGAAGUGGAGCAACGUUUAUUAUCAGCGCAUAACUAUAAAUUAAAGAGUCUUGAAUCUCGUGUUGCAGAACUUCGUCGACAGUUGGAAACUCAACGUGCCGAAAAUUCAACAUUACGUACCAUACAGAAACGUGAAGAAAAAGCUAUUCGAAAUUAUGAAGAAAAGGAAUAUGAUAUACAUCGGAUAGUUCAACAUUACACCAAAGAAGUUGAGCAUAUCAAACGAGUCUUAUCAAGUGAACGUGAAACUAAAGUGAGACUUGAGAAACAGAUCGAAGCGCGCGAUGAAAAGCUACAGGAUCAAACAAAACGGCUGAAACAAUAUGAAAAAAUCGUUCAGGAAAAACAUCUCGACGAACGUUAUGAUCUACGAGAAAAAUUAAAUGAAACAGAUAAGAAAUUAGAAGAACUUCAAGAAAAAUUAAGUACUCAACAAAAGUACAUCGAAAACUUGGAAAAGAACCAUCGGUACGAAGUCAAUCAGGAACUAGCUAAACAACGUGAUUUAAAGCGUGAACUCGAUGUCCGUUCGAAGAAAUAUAAUGAUUUGGUGCAAAAAUUCGAAGAGAAAACACGACAAAUGGAUACUAUGCAUAUCUAUGCUCAACGUGGCGGUUUACGUCCAUCGGAUACGCCUGCAACCUUGGCAAAAUCACGUUCGUUACAAUCGCUCAAUGAGCCAUCACCGCGUGUAAAAGAGAAGACAAUCGAUUUGGAUAAAAAGAAACGUGAACAACACGAACCAGAACGAAAGCCAAAAGCUCGUCAGCAACCACCGCCUCCUCCACCAAAUGAUGAUUCUCCAAAAGGUGAAAAGAAAAAAGUAAUUACAAAGAAAGAACAGCUACCACCACCCGCAGCACCAAUAACUAAGAGUACAUCAUCUAAUGACAGAUCGUCCAAUGUCGAAAAACCUUCGACAACACAAAAUGGUCAUCUACCACCGAAAGGCAAACCUCCUGCUCGUCGGCUAUCAACACCCAUAAGUGUCGAUGAAGUUGAUAGUGAAGUCGAUGAUGAUGACGAUUUCUUUGGCUCAUCGCCGAAAAAGCUACCACUACCUACCACGAAUCAACGCUCCGAGCAAAAUUCGUCGAAUAAAGAUAGUCAAAAGCGACCGGCUGCGCCUGUUCCACCAGCACAUGAUUCAAAAUAUAAAUCAACCGGAACUGGUGGUGACAAAGCACCACCAUCAUCAACAACUCUGAAAACAGUUGACCCACCAGUAGCGUCGAAAUCUCGUGUAACACGCGAUCUUGAUGAAAAAUGGUCGGAUAUGUUCGGAACAAGUAAACAGGAUACUUCAGCAAAAGAAGAUCUCCUCGCAAAAUUAGUUGCUGAUGAACAACAAGAACGAAAGGCGGCCACUUCUUCUCGACCGCCACCUGCAGCAACAACAACCACGGAAAAUUCAUCAGUUCGUACAUCAACGACAACAGCACAUCCAACAACAACAACAUCCGCUGCCAAACCAUCUGUUGAUCCAUUUGAAUCUUUAUUCAGUAACAAUUCCCAAAAACCAGGUGUACCUCGUUCUACUGAUCCUGAGGAUAUAUUUUCGACAAAACCAUCCAAUCAGCCACCUGCUCGACAAAAUCGAAAUGAAUCAUUCGAUUCACUCUUUGGCCCUUCUUCUACAACUCACAAUAACUCAAGUACAAUCACAUCCAACUCGAAACAAAUCCCUUCACAAAAUGACAAAUUACAAAGACCAAAAGUAGUUACCAACGGAACAAGGCCGAUACCAAACAGAACGGUCAUUGAUGAAGUGGAAGAAUUCGUUUUGUGA